Cherax quadricarinatus is the source of this 531-nucleotide messenger RNA. NCBI's taxonomy places the organism in Eukaryota, Metazoa, Arthropoda, Malacostraca, Decapoda, Parastacidae. The record is from RefSeq and is a predicted model, not a curated record.
AUGUCGCAGCAGAAAUCACGAUUCGUCAGACCAGGUGAAGCUUUUUCCAAUGUUCAGAGGUCCAGUUUUGGUAGUGACGGAGCCUUCAAGAAAGUGAAGAGUGAGGGCGGAAUGUGCACCACGGGUCACUCGCCCACGCCCACGCCCACCACCUGUCCCACGCCCGCACGCAGGAGACACCGCACCACCUUCACGCAGGAACAGCUGGCGGAGUUGGAGGCAGCAUUCUCCAAGAGUCACUACCCAGAUAUCUACUGCAGGGAAGAGCUGGCCAGGAAGACCAAGCUUAACGAAGCUAGGAUCCAGGUGUGGUUCCAGAACCGGCGGGCCAAGUACCGCAAGCAGGAGAAGCAGCUGCAGAAGGCGCUGGCGGGGACACCGUCAGUCUUGCCCACCUGUAACGGUGCCAUGAUGAGGAACAUGUACCCCACAGCUACACGGGGGUAUCAGCCGUACCCCAGCCACAACGCAAUAUCCACCUUCAACACCAUGAACCGAUACCCCCAGGUUAGAGAGCGUGGCAAGGGGUGA